CAUAAUUAUAACAACUGGCAAUGUGACACCAACAAUCCCCUCAUCCAACGUUCACAAACUACAUAACAAAUAAACAUAUUCAAAAGUCCAGGUUCGUCUCUUAAUCCACAAAAAACCUGUCCAUAUUAAAACAAACAAACCCCUCCCUCAUGGCCACGGCAUCCACCUCCACGACCACCCCAACCUCACCCCCUACCAACCCCCUCCUCCACCUCGAACCCCAAACCCUCUACCUCCUCCUCUCCCGCCAACAAGUCUCCCUAAAAUGGCACUGGUCGCUCUACAUCCACGUCUCCCUCGCCUCCGGCGGCUACACGCAACACAUCACGCGCGCCGACUCCCUCUGGAUCCUCGACGCCCGCCGCACCCCUGACGCGAGCUACAACGCUGACAUCGUGUGCGCGCUCGCGCUGACGUGGGUCGAGGCUGAGCUGGAGGAUGCGCUCAAAGAGAGGGUGAGGCAGGUGCCGUUGGAGGAUACGGAGAGGUGGGGUGGGCUGACGUGUCGGACGUGGGUGUUGAGGGUGUUGGAGGAGUUGGAUGCGGAGGGGUGGAUCUCGGUGAGGGUGGGGAGUACGGUGGAGGAUGUGGAAGCGGAGGCGAAGGAUGGGGCGGCGGCGGCGGCGGAGGGGGAGGGGGAUAGGGUGUUGAGGAGUAAGCAUGUUAUUCUUUGA
Pseudogymnoascus verrucosus is the source of this 674-nucleotide messenger RNA. RefSeq lists its product as uncharacterized. Bases 150 to 674 code for a protein of 174 amino acids. The transcript has a single exon. Lineage: Eukaryota; Fungi; Ascomycota; Leotiomycetes; Thelebolales; Thelebolaceae. The record is from RefSeq and is a predicted model, not a curated record.